AUGGAGAAUGAAUCAGAACUCCUCACUGUUCCUGAUGGUUGGAAGGAACCAGCUUUUUCCAAAGAGGACAAUCCCAGAGGACUCUUGGAAGAGAGCAGUUUUGCAACUUUGUUCCCAAAAUAUAGGGAGGCUUACCUGAAAGAGUGCUGGCCAUUGGUACAGAAAGCCUUGAAUGAACAUCACAUUAAUGCAACCCUGGACCUGAUUGAGGGCAGUAUGACUGUGUGUACAACAAAGAAGACUUUUGAUCCAUAUAUCAUCAUUAGGGCCAGAGACCUAAUAAAACUUUUAGCAAGGAGUGUUUCAUUUGAACAGGCAGUACGAAUUCUUCAGGAUGAUGUUGCAUGUGACAUCAUUAAAAUAGGUUCUUUAGUAAGAAAUAAAGAAAGAUUUGUAAAAAGAAGACAACGUCUCAUUGGUCCCAAAGGAUCUACAUUGAAGGCUUUGGAACUCUUAACAAACUGUUAUAUUAUGGUUCAGGGAAACACAGUUUCAGUCAUUGGACCUUUUAGUGGCUUAAAAGAGGUUCGAAAAGUAGUCCUAGAUACUAUGAAGAAUAUUCAUCCAAUUUAUAACAUUAAAACCUUAAUGAUUAAACGAGAGUUGGCAAAAGAUUCUGAAUUAAGAUCACAAAGUUGGGAAAGAUUUUUGCCACAGUUUAAGCACAAGAAUGUGAAUAAACGCAAGGAACCAAAGAAAAAAACUGUCAAGAAAGAGUACACACCAUUCCCACCACCACAGCCAGAAAGUCAGAUUGAUAAAGAAUUGGCUAGUGGUGAAUAUUUUCUGAAGGCAAGUCAAAAGAAGCGACAGAAAAUGGAAGCCAUAAAGGCUAAACAAGCAGAAGCUCUUAGUAAAAGACAAGACGAAAGAAACAAAGCUUUUAUUCCACCUAAGGAAAAACCAGUUGUGAAACCAAGGGAAGCUUCUACUGAAAAUAAAAUUGAUGUGGCUGCCAUCAAGGAAAAGGUUAAGAAAGCCAAGAAUAAGAAACUGGGAGCUCUUUCAGCUGAAGAAGUUAAGCUUAAAAUGGAAGCAGAUGAAAAAAAGAAGAAGAAAAAAAAGUAACAUUUAAAAAAAACCCUGGAUGAGAACCAUUUAAGCUAUCUCCUUUUGUAAAGGAUUUUGAGAUACUAGGGCAUUAGUAGCCUGUAUGUGAGAAGGAAUACUCUGAUCACAUUUUUCUGAGUUUAUGUCAUUCUUCAAAACAGUGUUUAUAUAAACACCUGUCCUUUAUAAAUAUAAA
Molecule: messenger RNA, 1246 nt
Organism: Leptonychotes weddellii (Weddell seal)
Lineage: Eukaryota; Metazoa; Chordata; Mammalia; Carnivora; Phocidae
Source: RefSeq, a predicted model, not a curated record